GGGACGGGUUAUCCAGGCCCCGCCCCGGCCGCGGAGCCAAUGGGCGCGCAGACAGCCGGGCAGGCGGGGCUGGGCGCGGGCGGUGGCGGCCCGGAGGAGAACGGGCGGAGGGCGCGGGCCGACCGGGCGCACCGACCAUGGCCUCCAAAUGCCCCAAGUGCGACAAGACCGUGUACUUCGCCGAGAAGGUGAGCUCCCUGGGUAAGGACUGGCACAAGUUCUGCCUCAAGUGCGAGCGCUGCAGCAAGACGCUGACGCCCGGGGGCCACGCCGAGCAUGACGGGAAGCCGUUCUGCCACAAGCCGUGCUACGCCACCCUGUUCGGACCCAAAGGCGUGAACAUCGGGGGCGCGGGCUCCUACAUCUACGAGAAGCCCCUGGCGGAGGGGCCGCAGGUCACCGGCCCCAUCGAGGUCCCCGCGGCCCGAGCAGAGGAGCGGAAGGCCAGCGGCCCCCCGAAGGGGCCCAGCAGAGCUUCCAGUGUCACAACUUUCACCGGGGAGCCCAACACGUGCCCGCGCUGCAGCAAGAAGGUGUACUUCGCUGAGAAGGUGACGUCUCUGGGCAAGGAUUGGCACCGGCCCUGCCUGCGCUGCGAGCGCUGCGGGAAGACACUGACCCCCGGCGGCCACGCGGAGCACGAUGGCCAGCCCUACUGCCACAAGCCCUGCUAUGGAAUCCUCUUCGGACCCAAGGGAGUGAACACCGGUGCGGUGGGCAGCUACAUCUAUGACCGGGAUCCCGAAGGCAAGGUCCAGCCCUAGGCCACAGCGGCUGUCAUGAUGUGGGCUCACCUGCGCCCCAGACCCUGCAGGGGCCCCCCUGCUUGGCUCUGCUGGGAGAGUGCUCAGCCGCCCAGUCCUGCCUGCAAGCCCAGGGCGAGUAUUGGAGGAGGGGCAGCCACGGGCAGAGCGCCAUGCCCAUCCCUGAGUCUCUAGUGUGUCUGCCCCCUCUGGCGUCCUCUGGGCGUCCCAUGACCCCUUCUGUGUCUGCGUGUCCGAAUCCCCGUGUGACCCUGUCCCAGCGUUUUCCUGCCGGCCCUGCGCAUCCCUGCGUGUCCCUGUGUGUCCCUGUGGCGCUGUCCGCUCUCCCUCUCCUGCUGCCCACCCACCUGCCAGUGUUAUUUAUGCUGCCUUCAUGGGUGAUGGCCACGCCCCCACCAUGUCCCUGGCAGAGGGCUUCCCUCCGGGAUCCCCUGCCUGGUGCCCACACGUCCUCGCAAGCGCUCGCCACCCUCACGUGGCCCACCUGCUGUUGAGCCUUGUGCUGUCAAUAAACGGUUUGAGGAUUGCA
Pongo pygmaeus (Bornean orangutan) is the source of this 1293-nucleotide messenger RNA. It is a transcript of the gene CRIP2, whose product is annotated as cysteine rich protein 2. The transcript is spliced from 8 exons. The record is from RefSeq and is a predicted model, not a curated record. NCBI's taxonomy places the organism in Eukaryota, Metazoa, Chordata, Mammalia, Primates, Hominidae. The coding region runs from base 138 to 764 and encodes 208 amino acids.